AUGUCUUAUUUGGAAACAAAAACUGGAGUUUUCUCUAUUGCAGCGGCUACCGUUGCUUCAGCCAUUGCUUUCUUAGCCUACAAAUACCCUGAUUGUGGUGCUUUUGAUACCCCUCACGAGUCUAUCCCAUAUCGAAAGGGUGUACCUAUUUUGGGAAACUUACCUAGAAUAGCCGCCAAUGUCGAUCGAUAUCACGAAUAUGUUGUUGAAGUUUACGAGGAGCUGAACUCUUUAACAUUUAGGUCUACGCAGAUUCUUAUUCCUAAUAUCAUCAACACGUGUGAUCCAAGAAAUAUUGAACACAUCUUAAAAACUAAUUUUGAAAAUUAUGAAAAGGGCGAACAUUUCAGUGCCAUGUUGCAUGAUUUGCUGGGUGAAGGCAUAUUUAAUUCAGACGGCGAAGCUUGGCGAGUUCAACGUAAAGUUGCUAGCCGUAUUUUUCAUGUCAAGAAUUUCCGUGAUCGGUUCACAAGUGUGUUCUUGGAUGAAAUCAAUAUUGCAUCGAAGCAUAUAUUUGACCAAGCUGCUGAUUCAAACACAGUGAUUGACUUUCAAGAUAUUAUGUACCGUUUCACAAUUGAUUCAUUUGCCCAGUUGUACUACUACAUUUUAAGAUUAGGAUUCAGUGUUCAAUUAAAUUCACUUUUGGGCAAAGCAGAUUUUGCCCAGUCUUUUGAUGCAAUUCAAAUGCACGCAUUCAGGCGUUUUCUUGUGCCCUUUGUUGAUACUAUUGAAGGGAUCAAACACUAUACAAAUUAUUGGGGAAAAACUAAAUCUAUCAAGCAACAUUUGGAGAAUAUUAACACGUUUGCAAACAACAUUAUUCAAGAGCGCAAAAACAAUACCCGGUCACAAGAGGACCCUAAUGCAGAUCUUUUGGAUCGUUUUUUACACAGUAAAAAAUUAAAUGGAUCAUCCUACAGCGAUCAAGAUUUGAGAGAUGCUAUUUUGAAUUUUAUGGUUGCUGGAAGAGAUACGACAGCAGUAAGCCUGUCUUGGACUUUUUACAAUGUUAUGAUGCAUCCCCGAGUGGAAGAAAAAAUUUUAAAAGAAGUGCGUCAAUACAUUACUGAUGAUAUUGAGUCUGAUCCUGUUGGCUUAUACGAGGUGUGUAAAUAUCGUUCUUUUAUGACAUUUGAAGAUGGGCAGGUGCUCAUUCUUGUUCAAUAUAGAUUUUAUGAAGUUUUGAGACUUUACCCAUCUGUGCCUGGUAAUCAAAAGGGUGCACUUGCUGAUGAUAUUUGGCCUGAUGGAACACAUGUCAAGAAAGGCGAUCAAGUAUCAUGGCAGUCUUUUGCUGAAGGAAGAAUGACUAGUAUUUGGGGUGAGGAUGCCAAAGAAUUUAAACCAGAAAGAUGGAUUGAUCCGGCUGAUGGAUCUCUUAUUCGAGUUUCACCGUUCAAGUGGUCAGCCUUUAAUGCAGGUCCAAGAGUAUGUUUAGGCCAAAACUUGGCUAUUUUGGAAGCUGUGAUAGCCAUUUCAAUUUUGAUAAAACGAUACAAGUUUACUCGUGCGCCUGGUCACCAAGUUGUUAUCUUAAAUUUGCUAACUAUAGCUAUGAAGGAUGGUAUGAAAAUUACUGUUGAAAAAAGAGACACGAUAUUAAAAUAA
Molecule: messenger RNA, 1611 nt
Organism: Mucor mucedo
Lineage: Eukaryota; Fungi; Mucoromycota; Mucoromycetes; Mucorales; Mucoraceae
Product: cytochrome P450
Exons: 6
Coding region: 1-1611 (536 amino acids)
Molecular function (GO): monooxygenase activity; heme binding; iron ion binding
Source: RefSeq, a predicted model, not a curated record